This is a messenger RNA of Lathyrus sativus (Indian pea), 354 nucleotides long. The record is from the annotation of a GenBank genome assembly. Lineage: Eukaryota; Viridiplantae; Streptophyta; Magnoliopsida; Fabales; Fabaceae.
AUGGAACGAUGGGAGAAGAAGCCAGUUAAGAUGUCUGUGCCACAAUUUGGAGGAUGGGAAAAUAAGCCUAAAGGCGUGCCUACAGAUUACUCCAUGGUGUUCAACCAAGCUCGCGAAAACAAGAAGAAUCAUAAAACAGAUUUAACUGAAAUCAGGCGUCUCAGCCUUGGGAAUGAUAGGAAUGCGGGCAACAAUGCUACGAAUUAUCGUCAUCGUCCUGGUCAUGGCCGUGGUCAUAAUCAUGAUUUUGGUCCUCAACAAACUCAUCAUCAUCAUCAUGUUCAUCCAGAUCCUCCUGUCAUGGAGAGAAGGAAUAUUUUGAGUUACAUGAAUUGUUGUAUGAGGAGGCCAUGA